Penaeus indicus is the source of this 2628-nucleotide messenger RNA. RefSeq lists its product as uncharacterized. NCBI's taxonomy places the organism in Eukaryota, Metazoa, Arthropoda, Malacostraca, Decapoda, Penaeidae. Bases 115 to 870 code for a protein of 251 amino acids. The transcript is spliced from 7 exons. The record is from RefSeq and is a predicted model, not a curated record.
UCGUGUUCGUAUAGUUUUCACUUAGGCGCAAAAUAAAGAUAAGCAAACACUUUGUUAGUUGGAACGUCUUUUACUAAUAGGCAGGAAGAGGAGUUUUCCUACGCACACAUAGCCAUGUCGAAAGACCACGCGAUACGAGACCCUCCUCCGAGCUACAACGAGGCCGUGUUCGGGGUCCCCGACGCUUCGAACGGCUUCCUGCCCUCCUCGCCGCCCGCCGAGGAGUCCUACAACUUCCAGCCUGCGCCCCCGCCGGCCCUCCCCCCAACCCGCUACGUCAGCGUCAGGCCCGAACCUUCGUAUCCCCCGGACCUGAGUCCUCUGCUCGGGUGCCAGAUGCUGACAGUGGGCAGCAAGAUGGGUUAUCUUAGCUACAAGAUAAAGGACAUGGCGGGCCUACACGUUUUCACUGCCAAGGGUAGCGUCGAAGGAGACAUUUGCAAUUGCUGUGACCCCAGUGCAAGAUGGGUAGAGUUCGAUAUCAGAAACCUUAACAAAGUUCCCUUGGCUCAUUUCAAGGUCGUCAUGGAUGAAAUAGGAUGCUGCUCUUUCCCAAAAAUGCAUUUGGAUGUUUCAUACGUCCCAAACAUCAAAAUCGGCGAGGUGAGGGUGCGGGGGAAGUUCGCCUAUGACGUCACUAACAACGGAGGUGACGUCAUACUGACAGUCGAGGGUGACGUCGGAUGCUGCGAAAUUUUGCCGUAUAAGAUCUGCACUCCCUAUGGCACUCAGGUUGGCGCCAUCGAACGGGUAGACAGAAUCAAAAACAGGUUAAUCUUCCCUAUGGAUAUGGACAUGCGAGUUAAAGUCCAGCUUCUGGCGACGACUGUUUUCAUCCAAUAUUUAGAUGAAAGAAGACGAAAGAAAUAACAAGAAGACGAUUCAGUGCUGGCUCUCGUCGAUCACACUCUCUUCCUAGCUUUCUGUUCUCUCUCUUUCUCUAUCUCUCUCUCUCUUGUUAAACGUGACCGCCACGAAGCCCAUGGUUGGAUUAAUGAACGCAAACUCCUGGAAGACAGGCGAAAAGUUCCCGCCAACUCCCUUCUUCCACUCGACAAUCUUUGCUUCCAGAGGUGAUAAGUUCCAAAUGCCCGGACCGCUACCAUUCAAGAACCAGAGUUCAAGAGCUCACAUACAGAUAUCGCUCUGUAAGUGCAAUGCGUCUACCUGGGUGCACCUGUUCGAAUUAUACUUGCCCAAUAGUGUCUUCAUCCCAUCGCGUGAGACCUACUAGAUUGCCUGCAACAGUACCUGAUGUACUAGCAGUGACUAGAACCUUGAACAUUUUUUAUAACGCUGCGACUGCGCAACUACCAUUCUUCUGCUCUUAUUUAACUUUCUUAGAUAUCUUUAGAACACCUUGCUUUUAAAUAUAUAUCUAAAGCAAAAUAGUGAGAUAUAUCCUUGGCUUUUCUGUCUUCAUAAGGAUAGCAUCCUUCCCUUGUUGAGAGAAUAUGUUCAUCAAGUGCCUUCAUUCUCUCCAUUAUGUUUCCCAUCCUUCUUACGUUGUUUUAUGUAUUCUGGUCUUUUUUCACUGUUAAUGGCUGCACUCUCAUCGAUUCAGUUUCCUUUAUAUUCAGAGAUUAAAUAUAUGUGUACCUUUAGCGGAUAUUGAUUCACAGCCGUAGAUGGGAGUGUAGUCAUUCUUUAUGUUCUUAACCAAUGCUGAUCCGCCCGUGGAAGAAUGAACAGGUAGUAGACUGCUGAGUUUGUCAAGCUAAACCUGUUGCAUACUAUUCAUAUUUUCCUUCAUAGGAUAUUGAAUAAGGUUGUUAUCAGUGACUCUUAUGUUCAUCUCAGAAGUCUGUUGCUUCUCCCCUAUUCGACAAAAGGGUCAAUCAGCUUUAGCUCAAGGGAAAUCCCUAACACUGAACUACUUGUGAAUUACUUUUGAUAUCGGACUAACAGCUAAUAAUGAUAGGCUAGCACUACCUGAUGUUGGUACUUCCUCGCUUUUCUACCACAGAACGACGAUACACUCGGCCGCAUUUCUGCCCAAACCAUCCCAGGAAUAACGCAGGAGUUCAGUUUAUCCAUCUCAUACUAUGAUCAUUUACCUUGUAUAACUCACAACUAUCACUAACACGGACUUGGUAUUCGUUUGGCAUUUUGUAGUUAUUUUUGUACAGCUGAAUUUCGGGUACAGGCCAGUCUAUGAGGGUUUCAAGGCAGGGAUGUGCUUUGCUUCCGUAAAACAACAUGAUUGCCUUGAGUACUCCUCUAUCAAAGAGUUUCAUUAAUUGGUGUUACCAACGGUCCUCUUCCAGGUCUGUCGUUCCUAGGGCGUAAUAAAUUGGUCAAAAGUAAAUCUCUCUCUCUCUCUCUCUCUCUCUCUCUCUCUCUCUCUCUCUCUCUCUCUCUCUCUCUCUCUCUCUCUCUCUCUCUCUCUCUCUCUCUCUCUCUCUCUCUCUCAUCCUUCUUUCUUUUAGGUAUAGACAUCUGUUUUAUGAUAUAUCUAGAUUAUUUUAGGUAUACAUGUUAUAUAACUCGUUUAAAAAAAAUAUAUAUGGUAUAUAUCAACCAUAGUUGUUUUUUGUCCAUACUGAUAUGCUGAGAUUCGACGAAACAAUGUAGUUCGAUACUGGAACUGUUAUUAGUCUAAGUGACCCCAAUAAAGGAAUUUUGUAU